Molecule: messenger RNA, 345 nt
Organism: Staurois parvus
Lineage: Eukaryota; Metazoa; Chordata; Amphibia; Anura; Ranidae
Source: the annotation of a GenBank genome assembly
CAGUGCCACCCACCUGUGCCCAUCAGCAGUGCCACCCACCUGUGCCACUCAGCAGUGCCACCCGUGUGCCCUGCAGUGCCACCCACCAGUGCAACCCAUCAUUGCUGCCCAUUAGUGCCGCCCAUCAGUGCCGCCUAUCAGUGCCAGCUCAUCAGUGCCACCUAUCAAUACCGCCUAUCAGUGCCCAUCAGUGCUGCAUAUCCCUGCCACCUCAUCAGUGCCCAUCAGUGCUGCCUAUCAGUGCCCAUCAGUACUGCCUAUCAACGCACAUCAGUGAAGGAGAAAAAUUACCUGUUUGCAAAAUUUCAUAUUAGAUACAAAGAAAAACUUUUUUUUCAAAAUGUU